AUGGAGAGUAUUGAUGAUCCUUGCACAACUCCGAGAGAUGGCAGCAACCGAGAAAUUUGGUCUGAAGAGAUAGGGUUUUUGCCUUACUCACUUUUGCUUGGUUGCCUUUAUGACCGAGAAACUCCUCCUCCAACUUAUACUUCAAUUAGGGUUUUGAACAGAGAAAGACCUGGUGAUAAACAAUCCCAACUACGUGGAUAUGAGCUGGUGAAAGAAGGAGGGCUCAAAUGUGUUGACGAGCAGGUUUUAGCGAAACAGAAAGGCAUAAUUAUAGAUGUUAUUGGGCAAGUGACUGCUUGCUUACUACAGGGAAAAGGAGUUGUUGGAUUAAGCUUACCAAUCAGACUAUUUGAACCUCGUUCUACAUUAGAAAGAAUGCUUGACAGAUGAAGCUUCAUGCCAGUCUAUUUUGAUGGAAUUAACAGGGUUGACCGAUUAGAAAAAUUCAAAAGAGUGAUCGCAAUGGCCAUUGCAGGACUUUAUAUAAGUCCUUCUCAGGAAAAGCCAUUCAACCCUCUACUAGGAGAAACCUUACAAGCUGAAUGACCAAACGGCACCAAAGCAUUUUGUGAGCACACUUCUCAUCAUCCCCCUAUUACGAAUUUUUAUGUGGAAAAUCGGCAUUUCAAGAUGCAUGGACAUUUAGAGCUGACAGGAAAAUUUAAAAAAAAUUCUUUAAUUGGAGGUUUUCAUGGAAACGUCAAUGUAGAGUUCACUGACGGGCAGAAAAUAUCGUUUACUUAUCCAAGAUUUAGGGCGGGAGGAAUGAUAAUGGGCAGCAGAACUGUGAAUUGGGAAGGAGACAUGGAAUUUGUAGACGAAGCAAAUGGACUGAUAGCGACGCUUAUUUUUGGACCUGCAAAGAAAAAAGGAUUUUUUUCGAAGGCUGUUGGGAAAUUAGAUGAUUUUAAAGGAAGCAUUAUGGAAAAUGAUGAAAAAAUUUGUGAUGUUAGCGGAAGCUGGCUGAGAAAUUUGGAGAUUGGUGAUACUGAGUAUUGGAAUAUUGAUACUCACAGACCUGUUUUUCACACUUUUCCAGCAAAUCCAUUGCCAAGUGAUUGGAGAUAUAGAGAAGAUUUAGUGUGGCUGCUUAAAGGAAAUUCUGAAAUAGCUCAGAAAUGGAAGAUUAAAGUAGAAAAUAGACAGAGAGAUGACAGAAAACUAAGAGGGUUGAAGUAUUAA
This is a messenger RNA of Blepharisma stoltei, 1182 nucleotides long. The record is from the annotation of a GenBank genome assembly. Lineage: Eukaryota; Ciliophora; Heterotrichea; Heterotrichida; Blepharismidae.